AUGCUGGAGUGGUCGAGACCUGACCUGAACCCCAGAUUUGUCCAUUUGAGGCGGUUCGGCGAAGACCAACUGGUUGAUCAGAAUCCAUCCUACAAAGGAAGAACAUCGGCGUCCAUCGACAGACUGAAACAGGGAGACAUGUCACUGACGCUGUCCAAAGUGAAACUCUCUGAUGAGGGAACGUACAGAUGCUUCAGUCCAGGAUUAGAAACAGACUCUAGUGUUCAGCUCGUUGUCGUACCAGUAUCAGUCACCACCAUCGAGAUAACCAAAGUCAGCAGUGGAGUGUUACAGUGUGAGUCUGAAGGCUGGUAUCCAGAGCCUGAGGUGUUGUGGCUGGACGGUGAGGGAAACCUCCUCUCUGCUGGACCUCCAGAGACAGUCAGAGGUCCUGAUGACCUCUAUACUGUCAGCAGCAGAGUGACUGUGGAGAAGAGACACAGCAACAACUUCACCUGUAGAGUCCAACAGAAGAACACCAACCAGACCAGAGAGACACACAUCCAGGUUCCAGAUGAUUUCUUCACGGACUCGUCUGGUGCUAAGUCUUCUGCUUCUACCAUCAUUGGUUUGGUUGUCGGCAUCUUGUUUAUUCUUGUGGUCGCCUUCGUUGUGUGGAAAUGGAGACAAAACAAAACCAAGACCAAGAGGAACCUUGUGGAUGAAGAAACAUUGGGAGGAGGAGGAGAGAGGAAGAGCAACUCUAUAAGUAAUGAUUCAGAACAGGAGGCUCUGAUAGAAAGAGAAACAGACAGCAGAGAGAAACAAAUAAAUACUGAAACACCAGCUCCAGGUCCAGCAGAGAGAGGAACACAACCAGAGCAGCCAGAGCAACCAAAUACUGAAAGAGCAGCUGAGGGUCAGAUGGAUAGAGAUGGACAACAACCACAGGUUAGGUCAGAAGGAAAGGCAAAGAAUGAUUCGGACAACAGGGAUGACAAUGCCAAGCCAACAAGUGAAGAAACACCAGCUCCAGGUCCAGCAGACAGAGAAACACAACCAGAGCAACCAAAUAUUGAAAGAGCAGCUGAGGGUCAGAUGGAUGGAGAUGGAAAACAACAGCAGUUCAUGACAGGAGAAGAAGCAAAGAAUGAUAAUGACAAGGACAGUGAAGAAGAGGAAAUAAAAUCUGCUAAAAACAAAGCAGCAGGUCAGGAUCCAACUGAUAAAGAAAAUAAUGAUUUGGACCAGACAGGAGGACAGACGGGGAAGAGUGACCCCACUCCAUGUCCAACAGAGAGAGAAAGACACCAAGACAAUAAUACAGACAGGAAAGAUGGAGUGGACAACACAACACCUUUGUCUCCAGCGGAUGGACCAUCAGAUCAGCUCCCUAAAGCUGAUGUACGGAGUGAUUCAGACAAGAAAGAUGAAGAGGAGGACACUGAAUCUACAAAUAAUGAACCAGCAGAUCAAGGUUCAAAUGAGGGAGACACACAAAGAGAUGAACUCCAGGCAGGAGCAGGGAGAAACACUGAGGACGAGAAAAACACUGAAACAGAACGUCCAUGUUCACCAAAAACAGAUCAGCCAACUGAAGAACAGCCAGAGAAGAGUCCCGACAGCAGAGAUGGAGAGGACGGUAUGACACCCAGGAAAGAAAACACAACAUCUGACCAGCCCCCGACAGCACAAGCACACAGGGAUGUGGAGAAAACAGAGGAAGAGACACAGAAAACAGAGGGAGAAACACAUGGAAAGCAACGUAUUAAUGGUCAGCAAGAGAAGCAGCUGAAUCAGGAAGACGUUAAUGAGGACCCAGAGCAAGAGCAGCAUGAGGAAAGAGAAGACAGAAGAAGAAGUGACAGAAAUCAAAAUGUAGCAGAAGAUGAGCAUCAUCUGAACACCGGAGGAGAUGACGCUAGUUAUUCAAGUGGCAUCCCAGAUCUUCAGCAUGUGACGGGAGUAGAAACAGACCAACAACAGAGCGCUGACGAUAGACAGAAAGGUGAUGGAGCAUCAGUUUAG
Messenger RNA from Sebastes umbrosus (honeycomb rockfish), 1968 nucleotides. RefSeq lists its product as uncharacterized. NCBI's taxonomy places the organism in Eukaryota, Metazoa, Chordata, Actinopteri, Perciformes, Sebastidae. The coding region runs from base 1 to 1968 and encodes 655 amino acids. The transcript has 4 exons. The record is from RefSeq and is a predicted model, not a curated record.